AGUUAGAUAUGAAAUUGGUGUAUGUGGCUCCAGUGGAAGGUUAUACUCACCUACUUUGAGUUGCCAUACCUGAUUUCCUCCAAGCAUCUCAGCAGACAGAUCUUCUACUCAUAGCUCAUACGAUUUGAUUUAUCAGGGUUUGUGCUUCAGACAUAAUGUUUGAGUGGUUUGUUAACGACGUCGCUGGGAUUGUUUGCAGCACAUUCACCUACCUGUUAGUUUUAUACUCACAGUUUGUCAUCAUCUCAGUUGUCUUACUUCCUGAUCCUAUUGUCAGCGAAACUAUCCAGGUCGGAAUUUUCUGGACGUUUUCUCUGCUAGCACUGUGGUGUCAUAUCAGAGCAAUGACUACCAAUCCUGGUACAGUGCCGAUGGAAACAUAUAACGUGAGAUACACGGGUAAAGAUGAGCUUCGAAGUGCAGUGCUCUGUCUUAAGUGUAACAGUAUUAAACCUGAACGUGCGCAUCACUGUAGUGUUUGCAAGAGAUGCGUAAGAAAGAUGGACCACCACUGUCCAUGGGUCAACAACUGCGUGGGCCAGCAAAACCAGAAGUUCUUCAUACUCUUUACUUUCUAUAUAUUUGCCAUAUCAGUCCACGCGAUGUAUAUGGCGGUACAGAAGAUUGUUACUUGCAGUGAUUCUGAGUGGAGAAGUUGCGGGUCACUCUCCCCUCCAGUAUCGCUGAUGUUACUCACAAUCCUACUCUUUAUUUCACUACUAUUUGGCCUUUUUACUGGUAUUAUGUUUGGUACUCAAAUAUACGCAAUCUUAGACGACCAAACGGGAAUAGAGAAGUUAAAGAACGAGACAGCGACGUGGGAACGGUUAACUUGGAAACAGAACCUCCAAGAAGUAUUUGGCACACAGGCAGGUUGUACCUGGUUACUUCCUGUCAUGCCAUCUCACCUUACUCCCGGGCCCAAGAUGCACCAGAACAAAUUCCAAGUGUAGCGCUAAAACUUUUUAUAGUCCCCAGAGAACAAUAAUGAUCUGAUAUUAAUUGAUCAUGAUAUUGUUAUGAUGAUAUGAUAUGAUAUUUAUGUAGAUGAAGAAUGAAGCGCUUUAUAAGGAUCUUAAUAGUUUUUCAACAUCUGGCAUAUGUGAAAUCCAGUAUUGCAGUUAAAUAGUACAGGUUUAACUAGGAUAUGGAACUUUACAUUAAUGAUUUAUAUGAACAUGAUGUAUUAAAAUUUCGAGAUUGUUCGAUAGUCAGUAGAUUUAGUUACGAUAGUUUGGUAGUUAAGUGUACAACGGUGUUUAUAGUAGAGUUACAUUUUACAUUUAUCUUGUAUCGAGUAAAUUGCACCAGGCCACCACCAAUCACCAUCCGUACUAAAACGUUUGAUUAAUUUGUUUGAAACAGUAACCACGGUUGGCUAUUAUUGUCUGCGGUUAGCUAAAUUGUAAAGUUUAAGGCAUGGACAUUCAAAUCACAACUAAAAUUUUCCCGUUUUAUUACCCAGAUCGUCAGAAAGCCAUUCCGAGCAUAAAUGAUCGGAAAUGAUUGGAAAACUAAAACCGGUUAAACCAACACUUGGCACACGGAUCACAACACUUUCUUUGUAGGGUCACAUUAUCAGUCUUUAAGUAAUGUCAUCCAUAUCUGAAUACCAUGAUGUAACUAUUGACCGAUUAAACAGUAUUGUUGUUCGAUUAGCUCUGCUCUAUCGCCACAUGUAAUGAAGAGGAAACUUUUUAAACGAAAGUAUGUUGAAAAUGUCAGUAUUGUUAUUACUAUCGGAAUGUACAAUGUACAAUGGCAGAUAUUCGACUCAAUAUACAUCAAUGUAUAUCAUUCUGAUCGCUAAAUGAUAUAGAUAUUAUAUACAGAGGAGACGCCUAUAUAAAUUUAUAUUGCGCACAGUGGUUUUAUAAUUUGACCUGAAAAUCGCGGUAUAAUAUUUUACCGGGGUAAGCACAGGGCUCCAAAAUGAAUGCUCUAAAUUACAGUGGUCCUAUAGUGAUAAUGACCACAGUCUCCUGCGAAGAAGUAGAACCUGAAAAUCCGAUCGUUGGGUUCAGUUGUGAUAUGACCUGGGUUCAGUUGUCGUUUUGGGAUUUAAGCUGAUUGGUCACCCAAUUAAGCUGAUUGGGUGCCUGUUAACUGCGUGGGAACUAGGUUCAAUUGGGUUCAGUUGUCGGUCACCCAAUUUAAAACAUUAAGGUUGUAGUUGGUGGACUUAUAAGAAAGAGGAUAGCAAUCACUCUAUAAUAUGCAAAUGUUUAGAUUAUAAAUUGCCGUAUGUGGUUAGGCUUUUUUUGGAGCUGGUUUGACGAAUCAGUGUUCACUACUUGGGAACUGUCAGAAAACGAAUAGGUCACCCUGUAUCUAACAAUUUGGGUAUAAUUACAUGACAUGCAAUUCUAGUAUAAAGCCUUUAUUUCUUAAUCUGUCCAGUCACGCCUUAAACCGGGAAAUUUAUUGAAGCUCUCACAGAAAUUUCGGCUGCAUCUCUCAUUCUAAAUUACUUUGCAGUUUCAUCAAAUCAGAGUUAAAAUUAAAUUGUAAUCGAGGGUAGUGUAUAGUGUACAGUGUAUCGUAUUUCUGUAAAACUAAAACACAAACUCGAUUUAUAAGCUGUUGCUUGUAACAAAAUCUAAAAUAAAAUUUCAACCAAACUUCUAGUCUCCACAAACAAUAGUUUUACUAACUGACAUGCGUUAAUACAUGCAAUCCUACCUGUGGAUCAGGGUUGAGGAGAGUGUGGACCCUUCUAUCUGCUGAGUUGCUUUGCUGUGUAGAGGACAGAUUGCGCUUUAGUACUUUAGUCUUUACUCGACAAAUUACAAAUUACAAAAGCAGAAAAUACUGGAACAAGAGCAAUGUUAUGUAAGCAAUAUUUGAGAGAGAGGUUUCAACAAAUUCCAUAGUAAUACUAGUGUUAAAAGGACUAACAGCGAUAAUUAAACUUAGACUGAGCUGAGACUAAAAUUAACAGCUGAAUUCUAAAAGUUCUUAGGUGGCUCUUGGUGGUGUAAGAUCCAGAGGUGUUUGAAGUUUUAAAGAAUUUGGAGUUGAUUAUUUUUGGCUUGACAUCGGUUUAUAUACAUUUUAAGCAUUUGUAGUGAAAUAACCUAGUUUAAGUCCUCUCCAUUGAAUUUUAAUAAGGCUGGAAAGUUUAGUGCUGUUGCAAGUUUGAUAAUAAAAUGUUGAUUAGAAUUCUUUCUAUAAAAUUGAUAAUAUUCCAAGUUGUUUAUACAGCUAAAACAUUGAGAUCAGUUUCAUAAUA
This is a messenger RNA of Bolinopsis microptera, 3232 nucleotides long. Its product is annotated as palmitoyltransferase ZDHHC3-A-like. Lineage: Eukaryota; Metazoa; Ctenophora; Tentaculata; Lobata; Bolinopsidae. The record is from RefSeq and is a predicted model, not a curated record. The transcript is spliced from 7 exons. Gene Ontology annotation, molecular function: palmitoyltransferase activity. The coding region runs from base 156 to 953 and encodes 265 amino acids.